AAAUUAUUCCCAAAACAGAAGGCUUAAUAUCAACAUCUUAAAAUUUACUAAAAAUUGAAAACACUAAAGAGGAAAUUAAGUGACCAAGUCUUCUUCUUCUUUACUCUCUCCUUUCUGUUACCGUCGAAAAAAUCGAGCUAAUGUCCGGUGAUAACCAGAUCCGAAUCGGACUCUUAAGCUGCACAAACAAAGUCCGCAAACUCUCUCGAGCUAUAAAUCUCUCUCCAAACGCUACUAUAUCCGCCAUAGCCACCACAAGCUCCAUCGAAGAAGCAAAAUCAUUUGCUAAAUCCAACAAUUUCCCUCCGAAUACAAAACUCCACAGCUCCUACGAGUCACUUCUAGAAGAUCCCGACGUCGACGCCGUCUAUUUCCCUAUCCCCACUCGCCUCCACGUCGAGUGGGCUACACUCGCCGCUAUUAAGGGUAAACAUAUACUCCUUGAUAAGCCUGUUGCUUUAAACGUAGCUGAGUUUGAUCAGAUCGUUGAAGCUUGUGAGGUUAAUGGUGUUCAAUUUAUGGAUGGAACUCAGUGGAUGCAUAGCCCUAGAACGGAUAAGAUUAAAGAAUUUGUGAAUGAUUUAGAGAGUUUUGGUCAGAUUAAAUCUGUGUAUAGUUGUUUCUCAUUUGCUGCGAGUGAUGAUUUCUUAAAACAUGAUAUUCGUGUAAAGCCUGGUCUUGAUGGACUUGGAGCUCUCGGUGAUGCUGGAUGGUAUACGAUCCAAGCGAUUCUUCUUGUUAACAACUUUAAACUUCCGAAGACCGUUACUGCUUUGUCCGGUUCUGUUUUAAACGAUGCGGGGAUUGUUCUUUCUUGUGGUGCGUUGUUUGAUUGGGAAGAUGGGGUCAAUGCAACGAUUUACUGUUCUUUCUUGGCGAAUUUGACGAUGGAGAUAACUGCGAUCGGUACGAAAGGUAGUCUUCGUGUUCAUGAUUUUGUUAUACCGUAUAUGGAAACCGAGGCUGUGUUUACUACAAGUGGUGGAGGUUGUGUUAGUGAACAUAAAGUAAUGACUGAGCUUUCACAAGAGGCGUGUAUGGUUAUGGAAUUUGCUCGGUUGGUUGGAGAAAUCAAAAACAGAGGAGCUAAACCGGAUGGGUUUUGGAUGAGGUUUAGCCGGAAUACGCAGUUGCUUGUUGAUGCUGUGAAAGAGUCGAUUGAUAAUAACCUUGAACCGGUGUUUCUCUCCGGCCGGUGAGAAAGAGCUCAGAAGUUAGAUCAGAUUUGUUUGUGUCGAUGCUUUUAGUAGAUGUAGUAAUUAGGGGUUUAUGUAUGAUAUCUUCUCGGCGUCCGUUGGUGGAGAGGUCAAUUAAAGAUCUCCUUGGCGCAUGGCUGCAAGCAUUUCAUCAAUACAUUUCAUCCAUCACCAAGAAAUUCUAGGGAUAUAUACUGCAUAGAGCUUCAAAGACUUGGUGCAGUGUCACUCACGAGUUUUGCUGUGUUUAAUGUGGCACCGGGGUUUGCUUGUAAAUCUAUACCUCCAGCUUUAAUAGCAGAGGUAGUGACUAUGGCUGGUAAACUUUGGCAUUAUGUGACUUCUUUCUCCGAUGUGACAUCUUCAGGUGUCCAAACAAAAAUCUCUGCUCAUAAGACAAUAUAAGUUCAUCGACAAUACUAGCUACUGUUUUGUUGAAUUCACAAUCUCUGCACCUUUCUUAUAUAGCAGCCACCUUGGAUUAAUUUUGUUUUUGUUUUCCUUUUUCCUAUGGUUUAUGAUUCAGAAGUUUAGAUUAUACGUUUAUUUACAAGAAUCCAGAGAAUGAGUACAUAAUUGACCAAAAAUAAAAGUUCAAAUUAUUUUGAUGUAGAA
Messenger RNA from Arabidopsis thaliana (thale cress), 1811 nucleotides. RefSeq names its product Glyceraldehyde-3-phosphate dehydrogenase-like family protein. The coding region runs from base 141 to 1199 and encodes 352 amino acids. The record is from RefSeq and is marked reviewed. Gene Ontology annotation, molecular function: nucleotide binding. The transcript has 2 exons. Lineage: Eukaryota; Viridiplantae; Streptophyta; Magnoliopsida; Brassicales; Brassicaceae.